Molecule: messenger RNA, 3538 nt
Organism: Durio zibethinus
Lineage: Eukaryota; Viridiplantae; Streptophyta; Magnoliopsida; Malvales; Malvaceae
Biological process (GO): defense response
Source: RefSeq, a predicted model, not a curated record
GCUUCCCGUGCUGUUGUGAGGUUGCCUAUGCUUUUAAACAAAGCACCAGCAGAAAGACUGAGUUUUAAUAAGGAAAAAAAAUUGGGUGCUGAUGGCAGGAGUUAUGUAGCAUGAGAUUUAUGCAUAUAUAUAACUGGAAAUAAUUUUUUAGUAUUUUUUUAUGAGAUUUGGUAAAUAGAAUCUGUGCCUGCUUAUAGAGAACAGGGGAAGUAGAGUUCUAGGAUUGGUGACUGGGUUUAUAUCCAAGGUUGAGUUAUCAUCUGUGGAAAAAUGUUUGGAAUUUGGAAAUGCAUGAAGAGUUUUAAGAAGUAGCUCAACACAUCAAAUUUUGGCUUGUUUAAAUUUCUAAUUGUUCUUUAUCUUUCAAUCACAUGUUCUCAGUGUUUUUGCAGUUAUGCUUGUGAAUCUCACUGACUGUAUGUCUUUUGCUUUGUAUGUCUUCCUCAAUUUGGUCGAAAUUAUAAUGUAAGUAAUGAAUUUACUUAUAACAGCAGAUUGUGAUUAUCUGUCUUUAUAUGCGUCGCUCUUUAUUUCUGAUACUGUUAAUUAUUUUCUUUUUACAAUAUUAUUGUUAAUUAUGUUUUAGUUCGAGUAGCAUUUAUCAGGAAUGAUUUCCUCUUUUGCAUGUUACUCGAGGCUGUUCUCGACAUCAAUCCUUGAUCAUUUCAAUGCUUAAGAGAUUGCGGUGCUAUAAUACACCUGUGAUAUAAAAACGGCUUCGAAGAUUUUCCAAGUGAAGACCGGAGGUUUUUUUUUUUUUUCUAAAAUUUCUGCCGGGUGCCACAGUGACAUUUAGCUUGUGCUUGAAUCAUAGAUGUAUGCUAGCGCUCAUAGAAUGAAACGUAUGAAUUAUUCUUUGUCAUUGGAUGUCAAACAUUACUUAUAGCUUGUUAACUUAGAUAUUUAUUUUAGUAUAAUUUGAGUCAAUAUAUCACUGUAAUCUUAUGCCAACAGCUUGUUAAGGAAAAAGGAAAACGAAGGAAAGAAUAGAAGAGGCCGAGGAGGAGUAUCUUUCCUUGGUGCCAUAAGAGUAAUCGAUCAGAUUAAUGUUGAUUUGAAGUGCUCCCGUGCGGGGGAAUAUAAUAACAAGUUCUAAAUCAUGAAGAGGGCGAGGUUGUCUAUUUCAUUUCAGCUCCUGUUUGUGAUAGGAUGACAUGAUAUGAAGGAGGCGUGUUGUUUCCUACAAGCGUCAAUCAUAGCUUCUGUUGGCUUCUUAUCUCAUUUGUAACCUCACAAGCUCACUAUUGACCAUUCACUAAGAACAAGAGAUCAGACUGAAGCUUUCUGAACAAUUUCUCACGUUAGAUAUAACAAUUCCUUUCAGUUGAAUAGGGGAAAAAACAGGACUUUGGAUUUCGUUGGCACGAUGAAAACUGUAAGGUAGGGUACUAGGCAGCAAUUAACAAAAUUUCAUCCAGUUUCCACUAGUUUGUUGUGAAAUAUUUGUGGAAUUCACGUGGAUAAGGAGGGACUUUCCGUGGCUUUUUAAUUUGCGUGAAUCUUUCUUGCGCCAAUAUAAACGCUUCGAGGGCAUAAACAACCCUUUCCUUACCAUGGAAAUUGGGAGGCAGAAAGGGUCCGUGGAAGGGUUAAACAGAAGGACCCAAUAUGGAGCGUGGUGUUGUUGAAGAGCUGUUUUAAUUUAGGGACUCGAUAUCUUCCAUGCUUUCUCUCCUUCAUAGGCUUGUCUCUCGUCUGUUGUACAAGAGAUCAAAGAGAAAAUAAGGAUGCCUAUGGUGAGAGAGUUUGGUUCUCUUCUCUAUUUUCGUAUUAAGUCGGCUCAACUCUCUGCUAUACCUUGACUACCAGCAGGACUCAGGUAAGCUGUUGAGCCUUGGUUCCAAACCCGACUGUAUUUAACGCAGGUUUAAGGAAAAAAAAGAAAGAAAGAGAAAAAUGACAGAUCAUCUGGAUUCUUUCUGACUGAAGGGCUAUUGCAUAAUUAGCCUCAAUGAUGGCCUUUCUGUUGGUAUGUCUAAAUAAACAUGAAAUGCCCAAAUUUGAAUUUUGACUUACAGCUAAACAUAGAAUGCCCAAAUUUCAUAAUUUGCCUCGGCCCUCUGGUUCAGAAGUCCUGCAAGGCCGGUGUAGCUCUUCCAAAACUCGGGUCUUCGACCUUAAAAGACUAACCAGCAAAAGGAAAAAUGAUACUCUGAACUAAAAGUUUUCUAACUUUUGAAAGGAAUUAAGAGUUACUAAAUUUCGAAUCUAUAUGGGACUAAGCAAACUGGUUGUGGGCUUAUUGGAGUCGACGCCAAAGAUGUUGACAGCAUGACGUCUUUCUUCUUUUCUUUUUUUCAAUAACGAGACGUUUUAUUUUAUCCUUGGAUCCAAGCUCUGUUGGGAUAUACAGGAUUCAUCUCAGGUAACUUCUGGGGACUGUAUAUGUAAGUUGCAGACAUAUUUAGAUUUUUCUGCUCUAUUGGAUUGCAUCUUUUGGGUGUUUUUGAUGUUGGGAAGUUUCGUAAGGAUUAAGACUUUUCUGCUAAAUGCACUUUAGUUACGUUCAGAGUUGCCACUUGUUUUCAGUUAGGCCUGAAACCUUCAUCAACCUAGUAAUUUAAAGGUUUGUCCGAAGUUUGUCAAAAAAAUUUUCAUGGAAUCCAGCUUCAUAGAAAUUAAAGUAAUUUCCUGUAAGGAUCUGAAAGCAUUCAACUUCUUCCAGAAACUCUCAGUCUAUGCCCUAGUUUCUUUCGCCACUGAGGAUGACAAGAAAGUGAUUCAGAAGCAGCAGCAGAGGACACCGACUGACAGAGAAGGGAAUGGAAAUCCCGAGUGGAACCACACAAUAAGGUUUGAAGUGAGCAAGACCUUGUUUCAGGAUUGCGAUAACGUCUUUAUUCACUUUGAGCUGCGCCAUGAAGGAGUCAUGUUUGGAGACAAAACUAUUGGAGUAGUUCAUGUGCUAUUCAAGGAUCUGAUCCAAGAGUCUAAUGGAGUUGUUAGAUUUGUGACUUACGAGGUCCGGACUACGGAUGGCAAAUCCAAUGGAGUAUUGAAUUUCUCUUUUAUGGUAAGUGGAAACAAUCAAGGUUUACGGACGGACUCCCCAGCGAGCCAGAUAGCUGGCUAUCCAGUAUUUCAUCAUCAUCAUUCUCCUGAAACUCAAUUUUGUUUAUCAGAAGUUCAUAGCGAAUCGCCAAAAGUCCACUAUCCAUCUCUAGAAUUAGAAAAUAUGUUCCAGGGACCUCAGCUUCACACUUCAUCAUCUGGAACUCAAGAUCCGUUCCAAGAAACUUAUUGUCUGCCACAAACUGCUUACUAUCAGCUCUCGCCACCGCCACCGCCACCUCCCCCUCCCCCUGCACCCAUGGCACAUGGCCCUUGUUACCACCCUCCUCCUCCAGGGCCCAAUCCUUGGGGCCCCAGCCCUUAUUUGGGUGCUCAUGGUUACAGCACACAUGGGUCCCAGAUGGGCUCGGCUAACCUACCCUUCGAGAUGUGGCCAAGCGGUUGGCAAGCUGGGGGAAACCACUCGUCAUCCUGUGGGAAUGGCAGGUGAGGUCUCCUUUAGGAGAUUCUAGAAUAUGUUUGAACU